This is a messenger RNA of Phlebotomus argentipes, 767 nucleotides long. It is a transcript of the gene geminin, whose product is annotated as geminin. The coding region runs from base 93 to 662 and encodes 189 amino acids. Lineage: Eukaryota; Metazoa; Arthropoda; Insecta; Diptera; Psychodidae. The transcript has 3 exons. Gene Ontology annotation, biological process: negative regulation of DNA replication; negative regulation of cell cycle. The record is from RefSeq and is a predicted model, not a curated record. Gene Ontology annotation, cellular component: nucleus.
CACGAGUUCCACAUAAACAAAAAGUUGUUUUGGCGGUCGGUGUUUGGUUUCCUUCGCUUUUAUCGCUAUUUUACCCGCAAAGCAGACGAAAAAUGAGUGCAAGCUCUAAUAAAGUGUUUAUCCAAGUGGAAUCCGAAGAUGUGCAGCAGGAGAAUCUCAAAAACAGCCGGCGCACCUUCAAGAUCCUCCAGAAGAAUGCCGUAGACAAAGAGAACCUCGUUGGGCGACCCAUUUUGUCUGCCGGAAAGGAGGCUCUCACGAAACAGAAGGCUGAAUUUGAUGAGGAGAAGAUUGUCCAGAAGAAGCGGAAGCCGUCAACAGCAACGCAACACGUUCAGACCGAUUCAGAGGAGAGCUGUGACGUUCAACAGAUCACCGAGUCAGAUUUGACCUCGACAGCCGGACCAAGUCAGAAGUAUUGGGAGAUUUUGGCUGAGAAGCGCCGCGUGGCCUUGGAGGAUGCUCUGAGUGAGAAUGAAGCUCUUCACGGCAAAAUAGCCUCCCUAAACGCCGAACUUGAUGUCUCGCGUCAAAUGCUGGCUGAAGCGCAGGAACUGGUGGGAGUUUUGACGGAAAUGCUGGAGGAGAACGGAGAGGAAGAGAAAGCCGAGGAGUCUCCGGAGGACGCUAAGGAGUGCGAAGAGGAGCCGGCAGGGGAGUGAGUACACAUUUUCUGCCUUCAUCACCUCUAUUUCCUGCCUAAUUUAUGUAACGAUGUUGCGCCGAAAGGCCCUUAAUAAUAACUCGUGUUUUGACUGAUUAAAUGC